AUGUCGCGUCACUUUUUGAGAAAACGAAGAAAGGCUUUGAUAAUAUUUGUGGCUUUCGCCUCGUCCUUUUUGAUUUGGACGUUUUUUACUCAAAUUCAAUCCUUAUCCUCGACUGCCAAUCAGUCGCCGGAGUCAUUACAUGAAGAUGCCCAUCAAGAAGUGCAACUAGGUGACCCCAAAUCCGUCAAAAUACCUGAAUUUCCAGUUGUUCCGGAGGUUCCGGAGAAUCAAGGUCCUCUGUUGCCUCCGAAUGGUGAUGGAUUGCCAAGGCCAAACGAACUACCGAAUGCUGUAGACCAACCAAAGGUUGCAGAGCAACAAGGUAAUGCAGAUAAUGGGCAGCCUUUGAAACCAGCUGGUGAUGCACAUGCUCUUCCGGAUGCCGAAAACCCAUCUAAUAUUAAUAAAGCAGUUGGUCAUGCACCUAUGCAAGUGAAGCCACCAGUACUACCAUCCAACGUUAAUCACAGUUCCGCUCAGUUAUAUCCGUUAGUGCCUCCUCAAAAAAGUGACGAAAAUGCGGUUGGUCCAGGUGGGUAA
Molecule: messenger RNA, 540 nt
Organism: Echinostoma caproni
Lineage: Eukaryota; Metazoa; Platyhelminthes; Trematoda; Plagiorchiida; Echinostomatidae
Source: the annotation of a GenBank genome assembly